ACAGUUCUAACGUUCCACUAUUACCUCAGCACGAUAAUUAUAAACAGAAGAAAACCCGAAGCCAAGCGUAUUCUCAGUGCAUUUAUAAAUAAUCAAGAUUAUAUUAUACUCGUAAAAGCUUAAUAAAACAAAAGCUUCUUCCCACUUAAGGUCGUUCAGUUGCACGAUCGAUCAGCUUGUCAGAUCCCGGAAUUAGUAGCACUUUAGAUGUGAGACCCACAGUAGCUAAAUCAUGUGGAGACAGGUUUCUAAAAUUUUAUUGUUGCUUUUGAGCGGCAUUCUCAUUGCUGCGCAUAACGGGCCGGCAUACGAAUCUGCGCCGGCAAGCUGUCUAAACCCAAAUCAUAAAGUCGGCCAGUGCAUAUCAAUCUACGAUUGCCGUUCGUUGGCUUUCGUCUUAAGAAAACAAUUAACGGCACAAUAUAGUUUCGUACGUAUGUCGCAAUGUGAUGGUGGCGCUUAUGCAAGAGGAAAAUUUCCCUUCGUUUGCUGUACGAACGAUACGAAGUUUCUCGAUCCCAAUGCUGACCAAAAACAACGCAUUAUCUUUCCGGAUACGAAAACAACGGAAUUUCCGCAUGGUGGACGUCAGAGUGUUGCCUUUAUUACACCUCCACAGUGUGGUGCAUUGACUAUUUCGAAUAAGAUUUUUGGCGGCGAGGAAGCUGAGAUAACAGAGUUCACCUGGAUGGUUAAGUUGGAAUAUAAAAACGAAAGUGGCUUAAUUCUAUCUGAAUGUGCCGGUUCCUUAAUCAACGAGCGAUACGUUCUAACAGCAGCCCACUGUGUGAUCGGUCCUGUUGAGCAGAAAGUCGGAAAACUCGUCUCCGUGUUUGUAGGAGAUCAAGCGAGCGCAUCUUCAUACAGUUACAAUCAUUACGAGUAUGCACCGUCCACUCAACGUUUUGGCAUUCAAUCCGUUAACGUGCACGAGCACUACGGUUUUGAUCCGCACACAAAUGUAUAUGAACAUAACGAUAUAGCGUUGAUUCGACUGAGCAGAUCUGUGGAAUUUAAUAACUACAUCCAGCCUGUUUGCUUGCCAGUACCAGCUCUACAAGAUGAGCUAAUAGAAGGAGCACAUCUGAUUGUUGCUGGUUGGGGUCAUACGGGUUUAUCCCGUCAUAGCAGAGUGAAGAAGAAAGUCCACUUGCCUCUAUAUUCAAUGGAAAAAUGUCGCCAUGUUUUCGAGACGCAGACAUCGCUAUCUAAUGAGCAACUCUGCGCUGGCGGUGUAUUCUAUGAAGACGCAUGCACUGGCGAUUCUGGCGGUCCACUUAUGCGCCUCCACUCAGCCUCUUGGGUAAUAGAAGGUGUUGUGUCAUUUGGGCGCCAGAGCUGCGGUCAAGAGAAUAUUCCCGGAAUUUAUACGCGUGUACGAAGUUAUAUCGAUUGGAUCGCAGAUCACAUGGAACCUUGGAAAACCACAACAAACUUGACUCUUUUCCCAUAUUUUCUAGUGGAGUGUGUAGUGGCUACUUAUAUACGAGGAAGCCUGAAAAUGUUGCGUGUAGUUUUUAUCACCGUUAUAAGUGCGCUGUCCACCAACUUAGUAUUUGGACAAUACUUCGAAACACAGACGCGCCGCUGCUUCAAUCCCAAUCAACGCCCCGGCGCAUGCGUCUCGAUCUACGAUUGCCAGACAUUGUUGUCGGUGCUGCAACGCGGCUCCAUCCAGCCGCUUGACACCGAAUUUCUGCGCGCCUCCGAAUGCACCGGCGGCUACGGCAAUGCGCCGUAUGUGUGCUGCACCGGCGAUACCGGUUUCACGCGCAACACUUACGACGACGACGACGACUACAGCCGCCAGCCAAGCACGGUGCUAUUUCCCGUCGGCUUCGGUGAGGGCCGACAACGGCAGAGGCAGCGCUUAAGCGAAGUAGCUGGCGGUGGGCGUGACUUUAACAGCAUCGGCGGCAACGGUGGUAGCGGCAAGCAGCCGAGAGAUCUGACAGCGGGUGCGCAAUCAUCUGCCGCGGCCGUGCUGCCGCGCUUGCCCACCUGUGGCGGCGUGACAAUAUCGAAUAAGAUCUAUGGCGGCUCGGAUGCGGAUCUCUAUGAGUUUCCAUGGAUGGUGCUGCUCGAGUACAAUCGACGUUCCGGUGGCUUGUCAACCAGCUGUGCAGGUUCGCUCAUAAAUAACCGCUAUGUGCUGACGGCGGCGCAUUGCGUGAAAGGUGCCAUUGAGAAGCAAAUCGGACAGCUUGUUGGCGUUCGCUUAGGCGAAUUUGACAUCACGAAGCAAACCGAUUGCAAUGACUACUCUUGCGCUCCGGCGGCCAUACGUGUCGGCAUUGAAGGGACGAUACCACACGGGCAAUAUCGUGAUAAUUCACCCAAUAAGGAGAACGACAUCGCACUGAUUCGUCUCGAUCAGGAUAUACGCUUCUCAGAUUCCAUACGUCCCAUCUGCCUGCCAUCGGCUGUGGCGCAAGAGCGCUCGGCACCCGCUAGCGGCACACUGUACACCGUCGCCGGUUGGGGUCGCACGCUGCGCAGCCCCAAAAGUGCUGUAAAACAGAAAUUACAAGUGCCGCUUGUGGACUUGCCACAAUGUCAGCGCAAGUAUCGCGAACGCAAGGUGAAUGUGGUCAGUUCUCAACUCUGUGCUGGUGGCCAUUAUGCCGAGGAUAGUUGCGAGGGUGACUCUGGAGGCCCGCUGAUGCGUUUCCGCAACGAUGCUUGGGUGUUGGAGGGCAUCGUGUCGUUUGGCUACAAGUGCGGUCUGAGCGGCUGGCCGGCCGUGCAUACGCGUGUGGCGAACUAUGACAACUGGAUACGCAGCAAUUUACGCAAUUAAUUUAAUUUUUUCUUAAUACACUUGUAUUUAUAUAUAUAAAUUAUGUAAUUAUUAGGUUAUCUUAGCAUUUAAUAACAUGAAUUUAAUUGUGAUCUUGCCAUUAGUUUCUCAUUUUGUUUCGUGUCAUAUUCGCGUAUUCGAAAAAUUAUACCCCACAAUAUAUAUUGUAUUAUAUUUGUGGGGUUAUUUAUCGUAAUUAAAUUAGCCAAAUGUAGAAAAUAAUUUAUAUUUUAUAGUAUAAGAAUUUAUAAUGUAAUGACGAAAUAAUUCUUUCGUGUUGUUAAUAAUUCAAUAAAAAAUUCUUAAA
This is a messenger RNA of Bactrocera dorsalis (oriental fruit fly), 3107 nucleotides long. RefSeq lists its product as uncharacterized. The transcript is spliced from 10 exons. The record is from RefSeq and is a predicted model, not a curated record. Bases 233 to 2800 code for a protein of 855 amino acids. Gene Ontology annotation, biological process: proteolysis. Gene Ontology annotation, molecular function: serine-type endopeptidase activity. Lineage: Eukaryota; Metazoa; Arthropoda; Insecta; Diptera; Tephritidae.